AUGGGUCGAUUCAGCCUCGAAGAAUCAGCGACAACAAUAAUUGCCGCUUCGACUGCAGUCGUUCUCGGAUUAUAUUUGAUCUAUCCACCACUUCUUCUAAUCAUCCCACCAGCUUUGAUAAUCAUUGCAUAUGCGACGAAAAAUGAGAAAUGUGCACCGCAAAAUGUGGACAAAUUCUUCAGCGGUUUUCGAAUUGGUGGACAUCGUGGAGCACCGAAAAGUUUUCCCGAGAACAGUAUGGCGAGUUUUGCACAGGCGAAAAUCGAUGGCGCUGAUUUGAUUGAAUUCGAUGUUUCAUUGACGAAAGAUGCGCGAGCUGUUCUGAUGCAUGAUGAUACUUUGGAUCGCACAACAGAUAUGAACGGACCGAUUCGUGAUAAAACUCGAGCUGAACUUGAUAGAUGUAAUAUUUCUGCAACUUUCAAAAGAACUGCUCCUGGGUAUGGUUUUUUUGAGGAAAACAUUUGAAAAAUUUGUUUGCAGUGAUCAAUCUCGACUCGGUGAAGUGAAAUUCGAAAGAGUUCCAGAUAUGGAAGAUGUUGUUAAAUGGGCUGUUGACAAUCAAAUGCGAAUGCUUUUCGAUGUCAAAGAUUCCGACACUGAACUCGUCGAACAAAUCUCCGAACUUUUUGUCAAAUAUGAUUUAUAUGACAAAGCGAUUGUUUGCAGUUUCUUCCCAUGGGUUGUUUAUUUGAUUAAACGAGGAAAUCAAAAGAUUUUGACUGGUUUAACCUGGAGAUUGAAAUUCUGGUCGUUCCACGAUAUUGAAAAUGUGCAGCCAAGAUAUUCUGGAUUGAAGCAAAUUUUGUUUGUUGGAAUUGAUUUGUUGAAUGUUUGGUUGCUUAAACGAUUUACACCGUGGUAUUUGGGAGCCGAUCUUUUGCUUACAAAUAAUUUGGAUAUUUCACAGUGAGUUUUAGCUUCCAUCUUGAAACGAUGACGAAAAUCUGAAAAAUCUGAUAUUUCUAUUUUCUAGAGCCUUGAUUCUCGACCAACGUCGUCGUGGAAUUCGAGUCGCAGUUUGGACAGUCAACGAUGUUGCUGAAAUGCAUUGGAUGCUUCAAACUCUCCAAAUUCCAAUCCUCACCGAUUAUCCCGAAUUGACAAAACCAUCGAAGGUUCUCGACAAUUUACGCGAAUCAAACUACAACAAUUAG
Caenorhabditis angaria is the source of this 1157-nucleotide messenger RNA. NCBI's taxonomy places the organism in Eukaryota, Metazoa, Nematoda, Chromadorea, Rhabditida, Rhabditidae. The record is from the annotation of a GenBank genome assembly.